This is a messenger RNA of Sipha flava (yellow sugarcane aphid), 1297 nucleotides long. RefSeq names its product mucin-2-like. The coding region runs from base 120 to 1016 and encodes 298 amino acids. NCBI's taxonomy places the organism in Eukaryota, Metazoa, Arthropoda, Insecta, Hemiptera, Aphididae. The transcript is spliced from 4 exons. The record is from RefSeq and is a predicted model, not a curated record.
AAACCCAGUUACAAACGUAAUCGGUUAAUUGUUUAUUUAUCGUCAUAUGUUAUUUUUCGAGAACCAUCUCUUUUGUACUCUCCGUGUAGCAAGUGAAACGCAUUUUUCGUUGAUUUAAAAUGAUCACAUUCAUCCAGUUUUUUGUUUUGAUCUUGGUAGCAUGCCGGUGGACUUUGACGAACGCCGGCAUCCAGCGCAUAAUCCCGACCAGUUACAGGACGCCAUCGGAUUAUUUAGCAUCGGUCGUUGGACGCGGUAAGGCCACGCCGAUGGCCGUACGUCCGUUGGCUAUGUCACGGAUCCAAAUUUACGUGAAGCAAGACUGGCUGGGAACGUCGAUCGGUGGAUCGACGGGAACCGACGGCGGGUACACGGACGACCGGAUCGUUCGGAGCCGGACGACGCCGUGUGGAUGUUCGCGAACCCGUUGGUCGCAGCCAACGACCACCACCCAGGGGCCGCCGUGCCGUUGUCGUACGGCCACGACUCAACGCACUCUUCCGACGGCCACUCGCACCUGGCCGCCGCUGCCGACCCGCUGCACCGCAUGCGACACUCCGGCCACGGCCACCGUUCGCACCUUGCCGCCCUGGAAGUAUACCGUUCGUGUCUCACCGUUCACGACCACCGAAAGCCCGACGACGCGACCACCGCACCACUGUCCGCCUCCCGUGAACGACGACGGAGAAGAUUUUCUUGAUUUUCUCGUCGAAGAAGACACCGACGAUGAGGACGACGACGUUCGCCGGCGCGUUACCACUGCGGCCGAUUCUCCACCCACACCGCUGAUCACGACCGUUUACCCUACCGCCACCACUGCCCGGUGCCCGGUCCGCGAACCAGUACCGCGGUCGCCGGUGACCGGAAGGUAUCCGACGUCGCCAACACCGAUCCGCCGCCGCCGCCCGUGCACGUGCGUUUGUCAUCGGCCGGUGUUGUCGCCUACCCGUUCGCCGUCUCUUCACUACCAGCGAGCCGCGGCCGCCGCCGGUAUCGCUGUCGGUCCGUACGACUAACGGAGGAUAUUAACCGGCCGGUUUAGGGGUUGGUCGCACGUCGAAUUGCAGUAGGCACCUAUCGCCAUCCACUUGCUACGGUCCUGCCGAUACGUCACAUACACGAGCAAGCAAACUUAUUUCUUAGCCGGAGAGUUAUCGGACAAGUCUAUCGUUCAACCGCAUACAAUUUUAAUAGCUGAUGAGCAGGUUUUUCGGACGACGCCGUGCGGAUGUUCGCGAACCCUUUGGACGCGGCCAACGACCACCAUCCAGGGAUCGCCGUGCCGUUGCUGUACGGC